Pundamilia nyererei is the source of this 5054-nucleotide messenger RNA. RefSeq names its product ERC protein 2. Bases 479 to 3775 code for a protein of 1098 amino acids. Gene Ontology annotation, molecular function: structural constituent of presynaptic active zone. The record is from RefSeq and is a predicted model, not a curated record. Gene Ontology annotation, cellular component: cytoskeleton of presynaptic active zone. The transcript is spliced from 18 exons. Gene Ontology annotation, biological process: regulation of synaptic plasticity; neuromuscular synaptic transmission; maintenance of presynaptic active zone structure. NCBI's taxonomy places the organism in Eukaryota, Metazoa, Chordata, Actinopteri, Cichliformes, Cichlidae.
ACAGCGACAGUUUUACUCGUGCCACGCAUGAAAUACGGUUAGGUCUGCUCGGUAGUUUUUCCAUUGAGGUGGCAGGAUGUUGAGCUCCAGGAAAAGCCUUCCAAAGGACUGUAAAUUAUCAUCCGGAACAACCGAUCUAUGCCGUUGCAGUUUGGGCGGUGAUUCGACUUUUCUCUUCGCAGCAACAGCUGGCUGCAAACUGAGAAAAUCCAUGAUGUCCUGCACUGUAGCUGAAAUUACAAGACCACUGACCUGUGUGUCUGGGAGACCUGCUGCCAACAGUGACUGCUGCUUUCCUCAAAUAGGACUAAAUAAAAGUCAGCCUCAAGCCCUAAACAAUCAGUCAUGGACAGGUGAAAACUGAGAGGCCAGUACGUGGCCUUUACUUACUCUGUUAUCCACAAAGGACAUGAGCAUAUUCUCAGCUUUAACAGUUUCUUUUCAGAUGUUGUAUUUUGCCAUGUAAAAAAAGAAGAAGAUGCCUUUAAAUAUUAGAGCCAAGCCCACACAGAGCAAGCUUUCUGCUGCUGCAAAAGGUAGUGGGCACACCGAUGGCAACUCAUCUCAUUCACGUUUCUCAAGGUCCCCUAAACACGGGAAAGGCAAACAGGCUGUAAGCUCAGCACCAGGGGCCCGUUCAGGGUUAGAACCAGGCUCUGUGUCAGGAGGUGUGCCUGCAACACCAUCUAAACUGACUGGGGGACAAGGGUCAGUGUCAAGGCCAGGUUCAAAAAUCAAAGCUGAGCCAGAAGCAGGCAAAGGGUCAACGCGUGGUUCAGCGACAGCACCAGGGGGUAAAACCUUGUCUAUGGAGAAUAUUCAGUCUUUGAGUGCUGCAUAUGCCACAUCAGGUACUAUGUAUCCCAGUGAGCGGGAGUCCUUGGAACCCUCUGGUGGGUACCCCAAAGGCACCAUGACACUAGGUAGAAGUACCAGCCGCUCCUCCUACACUGGCCGGACGACAGCUACGGGAAGCAGCCCAAACAUCACAUCUUCUGGGAUGCAUCACUUGUCAGAUCCUUGUGGAGACCAGAGUUUUCUUUCUGGAGGGACUUCUAGUUUACGGCGGCAGUCUGGAAGACUCACACAGAUAAUGAAUUCGACUGGACGUGGAGAGGUUUCCACAUUUGAUCUCCAUUCUCAGCUGAGGGAUCUGCAGAGAGAGAACAACAACCUGCGAAGAGAACUGGAAGGAGGUAGGGAUGGAAGGACAGGCCCCAGCAUGAACAGCGUCAACUUUUGGAGCCCAGAUGUAAAGAGAGAAAAGGGCGUGAGGCGAGAGGAGGGAGCGAGGAGCUCCAUUGUGAAAGACCAGCACAGGACAAACCAAGAAGAUUUGCAGCCUGGGAAUAACAGAAGAAACAAGCAGCUUCCUUUAACAGUUCAGGAGCUUCAGGAGGAGCUGAGGGCUCAUAGAGAGAUGAACAGUCGCUCCCAGCAGCACCGUCAGCAGGGGAACUCCUAUCGAGAGCUCCAUAUGGACCAGGACCUCAGAGGGGGACUCAGCCCUGGCCACAGUCCCAGACAAAGCCCCAGCAACCUGCAGAGUCCUGGACCAAAGAGCAGCCCUAGAGCCAGCCCAUCCAACACCUACAAUCCAAGGCAACAGGAAGCUGACAUCAUCAUUCACAGCCCUGGAUACGGCUGUAACACUGCAGUAGCCGCACAAAGAAUCAGCCCAGCUGACACCCUUCAGCGUGGGCUGAGGAGCAGCCCAAAUCAGCCUCUCUACAGUCCUAGCCAAGGUCCCGGGAUUGUACCCAGCUCUGGUUCUCUUCACCCUUGUAGUCCCUGUCAGGUGCCUGGGUGUGACGGCUUUUCCUCACCUCCUCCCCUGGUUCCAUCAGAGGAGAACUUCUUCCAACUGCAGUCAGAGCACGAGCGGCAGGCCAAGGAGCUAUCCCUGCUGAGGAAGACCAUGGAAGAGAUGGAGAUGAGAAUUGAUUCUCAGAAGCAGACGCUGGGCGCCCGGGACGAGAGCAUCCAGAGACUGUUAGAGAUGCUUCAAGGCCAAAGCCAAGGUCAAGGUCAGGGACACUGGGGACGGGGACAGCGGACAGGCAUAAUAACCAUGGCAGCACAGGAGGCUGAAGCCCAGCUGGAGAACGUGCAUUUGAGAGAGGACACCAAGAUCUCUUCCCUGGAGAGGAACAUCAGAGACUUAGAGGAUGAAGUCCAGAUGCUAAAGACCAGCGGCCUGCUGCACUCUGAUGAGAGGCAGGAUGAGCUCAAGCAGGUGGAGGUCUACAAGAGCCAUUCUAAAUUCAUGAAGACUAAGAUAGAGCAGCUGAAGCAGGAGCUGAACAGGAAGGAGUCUGAGAUGCAGGCGCUGCAGACCAAACUAGAAACACUGACCAAUCAGAACUCGGACUGCAAGCAGCACAUCGAAGUGCUAAAAGAGUCGCUCAGUGCCAAGGAGCAGCGCGCCAAUACACUCCAGACAGAGGUAGAUGCUCUGCGAGUGCGUCUGGAGGAGAAGGAGCAGUUCCUGACCAAGAAGACCAAACAGUUGCAGGACUUGACUGAUGAAAAGAGCACACUAACGGGAGAAAUCAGAGACAUGAAGGACAUGCUGGACGUCAAGGAGAGGAAGAUUAAUGUCUUGCAGAAAAAAAUUGAGAACCUGCUGGAGCAGUUAAAGGACAAGGACAAACAGGUGGCUGGAUUGAGGGAAAGGGUUCAGGGCCUUCAAACCGACUCCAGCAACACAGACACGGCUCUGGCUACACUGGAAGAAGCUUUAUCAGAAAAGGAGCGAGUGAUUGAAAACCUCCGGGAACAAAAGGACCGGGAGGACAGGGUUCGGCUGGAGGAGCUGGAGCAGCUGAGAAAGGAGAACCACGAAUUAAAAGACAAACUGUCAGUCAUGCACCCCCAGAAACAGCCUCAGAACCAGCUCGGUAACCCCAGCCCAUCCCAGAACCAGAGACCAGAUGCAGAGGUGAAAACCAAAGUAGACGGGCCACCAGCAGUGAGCCCCACGAUCCAAACUACAGAGGAAGCAGUCAAGAUGUGUCCGGAUAUCACAGAUCGUCUGAGGGUCCUAGAGCAGGAAGUUGGCCGCUACAGAGAGGAAUCCAGGAAGUCACAAGCUGAAGUGGAGAGGCUGAUGGGAGCUUUAAAGGAUGCCGAGAUGGACAAAUCCUGCAAGGAGAAAAAAAUCUCUGAUCUUGAAAGACAUGGACAAAUCAAGUCUCCUAACAUCCAGAAGCAGACGGUGCCAGGUGAGAUGAGGAAAGACGCCCUGAUUGAUGGACAUCCCCACUCGUUAUCACAGCUGGAGGAGCUGAUGGGAGCUUUGGAGAAGACGCGCCAGGAGCUGGACGCCACAAAACUGCGUCUGUCCUCCACUCAGCAGUCGCUGCAUGAAAGAGACGGACAUCUGAACAGUCUGCGACAGGAGAGACGAAAGCAGCUGGAGGAGAUUCUGGAGAUGAAGCAGCAGGCUUUGCUUGCAGCCAUCAGUGAAAAGGAUGCCAACAUCGCCCUGCUAGAAUUAUCCUCCUCCAAACGCAAGAAAGCCCAGGAGGAAGUGAUGGCUCUGAAGAGGGAGAAGGACAGGCUCAUGCACCAGCUCAAACAGCAGACUCAAAGCAGAAUGAAGAUGAUUGCUGAUAACUACGAGGAAGAUUACAUCCAUCCCCAGCAUCACCCUCAUCAUUCGCACCACAUGCACCCAGCAAAUGUCCAUCACCGAAGCUUGCCACGAGCACCUCUCCACGCCAACCACCGACCCCCUGUGGAGCAGGAUGAUGAAGAGGGAAUAUGGGCAUGAUGACCACCAACAUGACCACCCACAUCCGUUUCUUCACAAUACCAGGCAUCAGCUACAAGAACACAGAUACACCGGCUCAUAUAUCCUUCACCAUCGAGACCACCAGACCUGAUUAAACACAGAUAUAAAUGCACACUCAAGCACCCACCAUUGCACUUGGAAUCUGGUGAAGUUUUCAGAUGGGCAGAAAUGAGUUAUUCUAGCAACUGGUAUGCAGUGGCCCACAGAAGACCUGGGAACACUGUGUGUGCACCUCAUCAGAACAUCUGGCAUCAGUGUGGCAAGCGGUCCACUGCCUUCAUUUCUCCAGCUUUCUUCAGUUGGAAGCUGGAUUUAUUUUACAGUACCGUGGUGCUACAGAGUCCUGGCUUCUCAUCAACCGUCCCCCAAACAACUGUUGACUAUGAGUGCGGCCGAGCUGAGCCAGAGGAACUCAUGCCAGCUCUAGACUCUUUUAUGGUAGCACGAAAAGUAUUCACGUUUGCAGCUAAAUAUCAGACUUGUGUAAAUAUGACAACACGGACCUUGUAAUCCAUAAUCCACAGAGACCUUCUCAAUGUAUUGUGCCAAAGGAGAUAUCUGCUGAGAUACAUCACUGAAAUGACACUGCAACUGAGUGCUUUGUAAAACCACCCUUGCCCAUCUCCCAUUUCCUGCAGAGAUGUUUGAUGAUUAGCUUCCUUCUUUUCCAAGAAUAGGGUCCUUAGUUAACUGGGAGGAAAACACAGCUGACCUCAAAGCAGCCAACUUAUUAUAAGAAAAGUCUGCAUACAUUUCUCCUUGUGUUCGCCUUGCCUCCCCUUCAUUGUUUAGUGAACCACUUUCAUGUUCUGUUUGAUUUUCUACAGCUGAAACUAUUUGAGUGCCACUUUUCUUCUUCUUUUUUAAAUAUCACAGAUUCGUGUGACUUAUUGUUCUGAUUUCAACGAGUGGUGUAUUAUGUUACUGUCUACUGAUCUGUGAAUCUGAGUGACUAAUCUGAUUAUAAUCAAGUGUCUUGCAUUAAUACUUUUUUUCACUGUACUGGAGCUUGACCUGAUGUGAUGACAAUGUACAAUUGCAGUUUAAUUUAGCAGCAUAGUGGUGUUUUCAUUUGGUUGUUACCUAAUAUGUACAGUUUUUGUAGUGUGUGUGUGCGUGCGUGUGUGUGUGGUUUUGUGCUACACUGUCUUCAUGUGAUGAUAUGAACGUUUGGGGGUAACAGCAGUCGCCCUUGACUUCUUCCACAGUGGUUUGCAGUGAUCAGCCUGUUUCUGUUGUUUGAAUAAAAUAUUGGUUU